This is a messenger RNA of Tinamus guttatus (white-throated tinamou), 1543 nucleotides long. Lineage: Eukaryota; Metazoa; Chordata; Aves; Tinamiformes; Tinamidae. The record is from RefSeq and is a predicted model, not a curated record.
AAUGUCUGGAGCUGAUGAUUUCUCGCUGGCAGAUGCUUUACCCGAUCAGUCACCUGCUAAAACCUCCAAAGUGAGCAGCACGAAGCCUGGCCAGCAGCCUAGCCAGCCACCCCAGGGCUGGCCAGCUUCAAAUCCCUGGAAUAACCCGAGCGCUCCUCCUCCUGGGCCCUCCGGACUGCCCCCAAGCACCUCUGCUUCCAGCGUGCCCUUCGGACCGCCGCCAACGGGAAUGUAUCCUUCAAUGCCCCCCGGACCGCCUGCUCCAUUUCCUCCUCCUCCUACUGGACCCUCCUGCCCUCCUCCUGGUGGUCCAUAUCCACCCCCAACUGUGCCAGGCCCUGUCCCACCAGGGCAAUAUCCUCCGCCAAAUAUGCCCUUUCCAGAGCUUCCACGACCUUACGGUGCUCCAACAGAGCCAGCUGCACCUCCGGCUCCCGUCGGGCCGUGGGGAUCCAUGCCCUCUGGAGCAUGGGGACCAACAAUGGGAGGGCAGUAUCCUGCGCCCAGCAUGCCAUAUCCACCCCCAGGGCCAUAUUCCACUCCUACCCAGACUCCAGGGGCUGCGCCGACAGUGCCAUGGGGUACCGUCCCGCCUGGAUCAUGGGGACCUUCGCCACCAGGUCCGUUUCCUCCGCCCACAGGAUCCUAUCCAGCUCCAGGACUAUAUCCUACGCCCCCUAAUCCUUUUCAAGUGCCAUCUGGUCCUGCUGGUGCUCCAUCAAUGCCUGGUGGUCCCCAUUUCUCUGGGCUGCAAAGAUCCUUUGCGUCGUCGUUCCGUCCGCGGCUGGAAGGAGCGAGUCUGCCCGGGGCUCCGCCGGACGCGGUGGCAGGAGACGUCCUCGUCCUCGGCUCCGUGUCGCGCGUGGGGCCACUUGAGCGAGUUGAACUGAGCGGGGUCCGGAGCGUGUCGGCCCGAGCUCUGCCGUGGAGCUGCCCUCUUCUCCCGGGCACUGCACUACGUUUGCAUAUUCUGGCCAUACCUGUGCAAAGAGUACGUCAGGGGCUUGCUGCAAUGCUGGCUUUGCGUCACCAGCACGUAAACCCGGGUAUCAGGGAGGAGUUCUGGAGUUCUCUGUGGGGCCCUGGAUUUGGGCCCCCUCCUCCGCAUGGAGCACCGGCCGUGCCGAUGAGCGUCCCCUUCGACCUGCCGCUGCCGGGCGGCCUCAUGCCGCGGAUGCUCAUCACCAUCACGGGCACCGUGAACCCGAAACCGAACAGGUUCUCCCUGGACUUCAAGAGGGGGCCCGACGUCGCCUUCCACUUCAACCCCCGCUUCCGCGAUGGCAGCAAGAAGGUCAUCGUCCGUAACUCCAAGUUCCACGACACCUGGGGGAAGGAGGAGCGAGACGCGCCGAGAUUCCCCUUCGAGGCUGGAAAGCCCUUCAAGCUCCAGGUGCUCUGCGAGGUGGAUCACUUCAAGGUGGCGGUCAACGACGCUCACUUGCUGCAGUACAACCACCGCGAGAGGAGGCUGAACGAGAUCACCAAGCUCUGCAUUGCCGGGGACAUCACUCUCACCAGCGUCAUGCCCACCAUGAUAUAG